AUGACAGAUAUAUCAGAUAACAAUUUGAAUACGCUCACUUCAAACAAUCUUCUAAAUGAGAAAAAACUUACUGUUAUAGAUGCUAUACAAAAAGAUGAUAAAACUUCAAAUGAAAAUGACAAAGUUAAAUUUUUGCAAUUGUUUCGAUUCGCAACUCCCUUAGAUAAAUUAAUGAUAUUUUUUGGUUCAAUUGGAGCAAUAGCAAACGGGGUUUCCAUGCCAUUAAUGACUAUAAUAUUUGCUGAUGUCCUUCAAGCUUUUGCUAAUUUUGCUAUCACCAAAACAAAGGAAGGAGACAUGAUCGUAGCUGCAGAAGAGUUAAAACUCGUCGUUAAAAAUAAAGUUAUAUUAUUCGUUAUCUUGGCCGUUGCAGUAUUUAUACUUUCUUAUUUUCAAAUGUCACUUUGGAUGAUUGCCGGUGAAAGACAGGCAAAGAAAAUACGUCAAGUUUACUACGCGGCCAUUCUUCGUCAAGAUAUUGCAUUCUUUGAUAAAAUGUCAACUGGAAAUAUUACUAAUCGUAUUUCUUCUGACUCUGACUUAUACCAAGAAGGUAUUUCUGAAAAAGUUGGUUUAAUCAUACAGAAUGUUGCCUCCUUUAUCACUGGGUUUGUCAUUGCUUUUAUCAAAGGGUGGAAACUUGCACUUGUUCUUUGUAGUGCUUUUCCUUUACUUGCUGGUGCCGCCAGUUUUAUGUCAAAAUUGCUCGCAAAUUCUACGAAACAAGGACAAGAUGCAUACGGAGAAGCUGGAGCGAUAGCUGAACAAGUCCUCUCUGGAAUAAGAACGGUAACAGCAUUUGGAGGACAACAACGUGAAAUAGUUCGAUAUACUACAAAACUUCAGCAAGCUUAUAAAGUUGGAAAGAAGAAAGCUGUAAUUACCGCUAUAUCAACGGGAUCAAUUAUGGCUAUCAUCUAUUGCACUUAUGGACUCGCUUUUUGGUACGGAAGUAUAUUGAUCCUUGCUGGAGAAGCUGAUAGUGGUAUCGUUUUAAAUGUUUUUUUUUCCAUCCUUAUUGGUACCUUCUCCAUCGGCGGAGCCGCUCCAAACUUUUCAGCGAUCAGUGUUGCGAUGGGAGCUGCAUAUAAUUUGUUCGCCGCCAUCGAUCGUAUACCCACUAUAGAUUCAGCCUCAUCUGAUGGUAAAAUGCUCAACAAAGCUGCGGUAAAAGGUCGGCUUGAAUUCAAAAAUCUUAAAUUCCAUUAUCCAGCCCGUCCUGAUGUACAAGUUCUUAAAAGCUUUAGUCUUACAAUUGAACCUGGCGAAACUGUCGCUCUAGUUGGUACUUCUGGAAGCGGUAAAUCCACGAUUGUAGGUUUACUAGAACGUUUCUAUGAUCCAAUUGAAGGUCAAAUUUUAUUGGAUGGUGAAGAUAUUAAGAGAAUAAAUAUCAAGUCAUUACGUGCUCAAAUUGGUCUUGUUGGUCAAGAACCUAUCCUUUUCCCUGAAAGUGUACGACAAAAUAUCGCCUGGGGUGCCAAUCCUGAUGGGCCCGAACCUUCUUUGAAUGAUAUUAUCGAAGCUUGUAAAAAAUCAAAUGCUCAUGAGUUUAUCGACGAUUUACCUCAAAAGUAUGACACUGACGUCGGUGAAAAAGGGUCUCUCAUGUCCGGCGGGCAAAAACAAAGAAUUGCUAUCGCGCGUGCUUUAAUCAAGAAUCCCGCAAUAUUAUUACUUGACGAAGCAACUUCGGCUCUUGACACGGAAUCAGAACGUCUCGUGCAAGAGGCUCUUGAUGUUGCAGCAACUGAUCGUACAACAAUUGUUGUAGCCCAUCGCCUUUCUACCAUUAAAAAUGCCAGUAAAAUAGUUGUAAUGUCACAUGGUGAAAUUCUCGAAGUUGGUCGUCAUGAAGAACUCAUCGCUUCUAAAGGUUUUUACUAUGGACUUGUAAAAGCUCAAGAACUUAAAACUGAGAGCGACGCAGAAAAAUCCGGAUUUUAUGGAGAUGAUGACGAUGAAAACAUCGAAAGCGAAACGACAAUUACGUUUAAUGAAAAGAAUUAUCUGAAACGUAUUGAAACCAAGGCUUCAACUGUCAAAUCAUAUCAUGAUAUUGAAGAAGAAUUAAAGAAGAGAUCGAAGCAAUCUGCUCCGAUUGCAAGAAUUUUUAAAUUACAAAAACCCGAAACGCUGUACAUAAUAAUUGCCUCUAUCGGGGCUAUUUUUAAUGGAGCCAUUAAUCCAUUAUUUUCAUUAAUCUUCUCUACUUUGUUGAAUGUUUACACUAAAAUUGAUAGGCCCAAUGAAUUACGUAGUGAGGCAAAUUUCUGGGCAGGAAUGUUUAUUGUUCUUGCUGGAGUUGCUGCCUUGGCCAAUUUUGCUCAACAGGGUCUCUUUAUUUUGUCCGGUGAAAUACUUACAAAAAGACUUCGCAAGAUGGUAUUUUCCCACCUUUUGAAACAGGAAAUGGGCUUCUUUGAUGACGAAAGAAACAAUACCGGAGCUUUGACUUCAAAAUUGGCAACAGACGCAACUAAGGUAGAUGGUUUAACUGGUACCCUUAUGGGCAGUAUUAUCCAUUCGGGCUCUAACAUGGUUUUUGGUUUGGGGAUCGCUUUCGCAUACGGCUGGAAAUUAACUUUGGUCAUAUUAGCCGCAACUCCCUUAAUCUUUGCCUCCGGCAUUUUACAAAUGAAAACUCUCGCUGGUUUUGGUGCAAAAACGCGUAAUGCAUAUGAAGAAAGUGGUCAAAUCGUUCAACAAUCUGUCGCAAAUAUGCGCACGAUUGCAUCUUUAUCUCGCGAAGAAACCUUCAAAGAGUUAUAUAAUAAAGCUAUCAAAAAGCCUCAUAGUAUUGCUAUCAGAGGAAGCAUAGUGUCAUCUAUUGGUUUCGGUCUAUCUCAAGGUCUUUUAUUUUUGGUAUAUGCCCUUGCUUUUUGGUACGGAGGUGAAUUAGUAGCGAGUCAAGAAUACACACAAGGCGAUAUGUUGAAAGUCCUCUUUGCAGUUAUCUUCUGUGCUAUGGCUGCCGGACAAACAAGUACCUUUGCUCCAAAUACUGCAAAGGCUAAGAUUGCUGCAAUAUCAAUCUUUGAGAUACUUGAUCGUGAAUCUAAGAUCGAUCCGACUAAUAACGAAGGGAAGGACAGACCUACUCCUUUUACUGGAUCUGGUGAAUUACAUAAUGCUCACUUUAACUACCCUGCUCGUCCAGCAUUAAAAAUUCUUCGUGGUUUAAACCUUGCAAUUGGCUCUGGUAAAACAAUUGCUUUGGUUGGUGGAUCUGGAUCUGGAAAAUCCACGGUCGUGUCAUUAUUACUUCGUUAUUAUGAUCUACUAUCUGGCACAGUUAAUGUUGAAGGAGUUGAUGUUAAGGAUUGGAAUAUGGAAUAUUUAAGAGCAAAUAUGUCUAUUGUAGGUCAAGAACCUGUAUUAUUUGACUUCACAAUUGGUGAAAAUAUCGCUUACGGUAAAGAAGGAUGUUCACAAGAAGAAAUUGAAGCCGCGGCAAAAGAUGCCAAUAUACAUAAUUUCAUCAUCGGUUUACCGAAAGGUUAUGAUACCCCCGUUGGUGAACGAGGAGCCCAACUUAGUGGUGGUCAGAAACAACGGAUUGCGAUAGCGCGUGCUUUAAUUCGUCAACCAAAACUCUUACUUCUUGACGAAGCAACGUCUGCUCUAGAUUCAGAAUCGGAAAAGGUUGUACAAGAUGCUUUAGACACUGCCUCAAAAGGACGAACAACAAUUACAAUAGCACAUCGAUUAUCAACAAUUCAAAAUGCUGAUUUAAUAUGCGUCGUAAAGAAGGGUAAAAUCGUUGAACAAGGUCAACAUUUCGAUUUAGUAGCACAAAAAGGAUAUUAUUAUGAUUUAGUUAAUAAACAAACGUUGACAAAUCUACAAUAA
Messenger RNA from Funneliformis mosseae, 3852 nucleotides. The record is from the annotation of a GenBank genome assembly. Lineage: Eukaryota; Fungi; Glomeromycota; Glomeromycetes; Glomerales; Glomeraceae.